AUGAGAUUCUCCAUCUCCGCGUCUGUUCUCGUCCUCCUCGGUGUGGCCAGUGGGCUUCCAACUGAGCUUGAGGCUCGAGUUCCGUCCAAUGCGCCCAUCAACCUUCAUAAUGGCCCCGAUUCCUCUGGCUCAUUCAAGUGCGGAGACAAGACUUACAGCGGGCAUGAAAUUUACCUUGCUGCUCAACGAGGCACCAACCUCCACCUCGUGGGCGAAACUCGCGGCCGAAACCAAUACCCACACCCGUUCCCCAACGACGACUCCAAGGGGGUUAAGCUCAACUUUCCCAAGGACUGUCCCGCGGAUGACAGCCGUUAUGAGUUCCCACUUAUGAAUGGAAGCCCGUAUGACGGCGGAAAGAACAAUGUCAAGCAGGGCGAUGAGAGGGUUGUCUUCUACUACGAGGAUGGCGAAAUCAGCUACGAUGGAAACCCACAGGUUUAUUAUUGUGGUAUCAUGACGCACAAGGGGGCUGCUACGGCAAAAAUGCAGUUCGCUACCAUCAUCGCUCUCCUGGCCCCUCUGGCUCUCGCCGAGACCUGGAACCUGUCCGGAACCUGCAAGAGCGACCUCACCUGCGAUGUCGACACCCAGUACACCAGCCCUCAGCUCGUCUGCGGCAACAACAACGGACACUUCUCCGGCGAGGGCAACCAGGGCAAGACCAGCUGCACUCCCGUGGGAACCAAGUGCACCUACGUCUGGACCUGCUAA
Molecule: messenger RNA, 714 nt
Organism: Colletotrichum siamense
Lineage: Eukaryota; Fungi; Ascomycota; Sordariomycetes; Glomerellales; Glomerellaceae
Gene: rntA
Product: Guanyl-specific ribonuclease T1
Exons: 4
Coding region: 1-714 (237 amino acids)
Molecular function (GO): RNA binding; RNA nuclease activity
Source: RefSeq, a predicted model, not a curated record